Messenger RNA from Erinaceus europaeus (western European hedgehog), 8077 nucleotides. RefSeq names its product nucleoporin 160 (gene NUP160). The coding region runs from base 87 to 4289 and encodes 1400 amino acids. Gene Ontology annotation, cellular component: nuclear pore. Gene Ontology annotation, molecular function: structural constituent of nuclear pore. NCBI's taxonomy places the organism in Eukaryota, Metazoa, Chordata, Mammalia, Eulipotyphla, Erinaceidae. The transcript has 36 exons. The record is from RefSeq and is a predicted model, not a curated record.
CCACUCUCGCACGCCCCGCCCCCGGAAGUGACGACAGCCCCGGGUCCGACCCGCGUCCCGUCGGGCCUCGCGGCGGUGGCGCGAAGAUGGCGGCGACUGGGGCCAUAGAACGGAGUUUUGCGGAGCUCCUGGGCUCUGAGCGCGAAAGGCCAAGACACAUUCGGGAGUUCACGGUGUGCAACAUCGGAACUGCGAAUAGCGUGGCGGUGAAGUACAGCGAGAGCGCGGGAGGCUUCUACUAUGUGGAGAGUGGCAAGCUGUUCUCCGUCACCAGAAACAGGUUCAUUCAUUGGAAGACCUCUGGAGAUACAUUGGAGCUUGUGGAAGAGUCACUGGACUUAAAUUUGCUGAAUAACGCAGUUCGCCUCAAGUUCCAAAAUUGCAGUCUCCUACCUGGAGGGGUUCAUAUCUGCGAGACUCAGCAUCAUGUCAUCUUUUUGAUAUUAACAAAUCUAACAGUGCACAGAUUACUUUUACCACACCCUGCCCGGAUGUAUAGGAGUGAAUUGGUAGCUGAAAGUCAGAUGCAGUCAAUAUUCACUGACAUAGGAAAAGUGGACUUCCAGGAUCCUUGCAACUAUCAGUUAAUUCCAGCAGUACCUGGACUCUUGCCUAAUUCUACCAGCUCAGCAGCCUGGCUUAGCAGUGAUGGGGGAGCUCUGUUUGCUUUGCCAUCUUCCUCUGGGGGGAUCUUUGUUCUUAAACUACCUCCUUAUGACAUACCUGGAAUCGUGUCUGUUGUGGAACUGAAGCAGAGUUCAGUGAUGCAGCGACUCCUUACGGGCUGGAUGCCAACAGCUAUCAGAGGUGAUCAGGGACCCUCGGAUCGUCCCCUCAGUCUUGCUGUGCAUUGUGUCGAGCACGAUGCCUUCAUCUUUGCUCUGUGUCAGGAUCAUAAGCUACGAAUGUGGUCUUACAAGGACCAAAUGUGCCUGAUGGUAGCUGACAUGCUAGAGUUUGUCCCUGUGAAUAAGGACCUCCGGCUAACAGCUGGGACUGGACACAAAUUACGGCUUGCAUAUUCCCCUUCCAUGGGCGUCUACCUAGGCAUAUACAUGCACGCACCGAAACGAGGACAGUUUUGCGUUUUCCAGUUGGUGGGCACUGAGAGUAACCGCUACAGUCUAGAUCACAUUUCCUCACUCUUUAUUUCUCAGGAGAUACUGAUUGACUUUGCCUUAACUGCUACGGACAUCUGGGCUCUAUGGCAUGAUGCUGAGAACCAAACAGUUGUGAAAUAUAUCAACUUUGAACAUAAUGUUGCAGGUCAGUGGAAUCCAGUUUUUAUACAGCCUCUGCCAGAUGAAGAAAUCAUUAUCCGAGAUGACCAAGACCCCAGGGAACUGUAUUUGCAGAAUCUUUUUACACCAGGACGAUUCACAAAUGCAGCUUUAUGUAAAGCUUUACAGAUUUUCUGCCGAGGAACUGAGAGAAACUUAGAUCUCUCCUGGACUGAACUAAAGAAAGAAGUUACUUUAGCUGUUGAAAGUGAGCUCCAAGGAAGUGUGACAGAAUAUGAAUUUUCCCAAGAAGAAUUUCGCAAUUUACAACAGGAAUUCUGGUGCAAGUUCUAUGCCUGUUGUCUUCAGUAUCAAGAAGCCCUCUCUCAACCUUUGGCCCUACAUUUGAAUCCUUAUACAAACAUGGUGUGCCUGUUGAAAAAAGGGUACCUGUCUUUCCUUGUGCCUUCCUCCUUAGUGGAUCAUCUGUAUCUCCUGUCUGAUGAGAACCUUCUGACAGAAGAUGAAAUAGCCAUAUCUGACGAUGUGGAUGUGGCUCGGGAUGUGGCAUGUCUUAUAAAAUGCCUUCGACAGAUUGAAGAGACAGUUACUAUGGAUAUGUCGAUAAUGAUGGAAAUAAGUUGUUAUACUCAACAGUCUCCAGAAAAGACUGCAGAACAGAUUCUGGAAGAUAUGAUCGCUAUUGAUGUAAAAACUGUGAUGGAGGAUAUUUGUAGUAAAAUACAAGAGAUUAGGAAUCCAAUCCAUGCCAUUGGACUUCUUUUACGGGAGCUGGAUUAUGAAACAGAAGUGGAAAUGGAAAAGGGAUUCAAUCCAGGUCAACCUCUGAAUGUUCGAAUGAAUCUUUCCCAGCUCUAUGGUAGUAGCACAGCAGGGUACAUUGUGUGCAGAGGUGUGUGUAAAAUUGCCAACACUCGCUUCCUCAUCUGCCGAGACCUUUUGAUCUUACAGCAGUUAAUAUUGAGACUAGGAGAUGCAGUGAUUGUAGGAGCUGGUCAGCUCUAUCAAGCUCAGCAAGACCUGCUACAUCGAACAGCUCUUCUGCUCCUGUCUUAUUACAGCAUUAAGUGGGCAAGUCAGUGCUUGGCAAUUGAUGUUCCAGUUGACACACUAGAGUCUAACCUCCAACACUUAUCAGUUCUAGAAUUAACGGACUCCGGUGCUUUGAUGGCAAAUAAACUUGUAUCUAGCCCUCAGACAAUUGUCGAACUAUUCUUCCAAGAAGUUGCAAGGAAGCACAUCGUAUGUCACCUUUUCUCGCAACCAAAGGCUCCUCUGAACCAGACUGGAUUGAACUGGCCUGAGAUGAUUACUGCAACUACCAAUUACUUACUGCAGCUUUUAUGGCCUGUCAAUCCUGGCUGUCUGUUUCUGGAAUGUUUGAUGGGAAACUGUCAGUAUGUGCAGCUGCAAGACUAUAUUCAACUGCUGCAUUCCUGGUGUCAAGUCAAUGUUGGUUCCUGUCGAUUUAUGCUGGGACGGUGUUACCUAGUUACGGGAGAGGGGCAGAAGGCUCUAGAAUGUUUUUGCCAGGCAGCCUCUGAAGUGGGCAAAGAGGAAUUCUUAGAUCGCUUGAUCCAUUCAGAGGAUGGGGAAGUUGUGUCUAGUCCCAAGAUGCAGUAUUACGAUAAGGUUUUGCGCCUGCUAGACGUUGUUGGCUUGCCCGAACUGGUUAUUCAGUUGGCUACAUCAGCAGUAACUGAAGCAGGUGAUGACUGGAAGAGUCAGGCUACUUUAAGGACUUGCGUUUUCAAACAUCACUUGGAUAUGGGUCACAACAGCCAAGCCUAUGAAGCUCUAACGCAAAUUCCUGAUUCAAGCAGGCAGUUAGACUGUUUGCGGCAGCUGGUAGUAGUUCUUUGUGAACGUUCACAGCUACAGGAUCUUGUAGAGUUUCCCUAUGUGAAUCUGCAAAACGAGGUUGUGGGAAUAAUUGAAUCCCGUGCGAGAGCCGUGGACCUUAUGACUCACAAUUAUUAUGAGCUUCUGUAUGCCUUUCACAUCUACCGCCACAAUUACCGAAAGGCCGGCACAGUGAUGUUUGAGUAUGGGAUGCGACUGGGCAGAGAGGUUCGAACUCUCCGGGGACUCGAGAAGCAAGGCAAUUGCUACCUGGCAGCUAUUAAUUGUUUACGACUCAUUCGUCCAGAGUACGCGUGGAUUGUGCAGCCAGCGUCUGGUGCAGUGUAUGAUCGCCCUGGAGCAUCUCCUAAGAGGAAUCAUGAUGGAGAAUGUACAGCUGCCCCAACAAAUCGGCAGAUUGAAAUCCUAGAACUUGGAGAUCUGGAGAAGGAGUGUUCCUUGGCUCGAAUUCGCCUCAUUCUGGCCCAGCAUGAUCCAUCAGCAGUCGCAGUUGCAGGCAGUUCAUCCGCAGAGGAGAUGGUUACUCUCUUGGUUCAAGCUGGCCUUUUUGACACUGCGUUAUCAUUGUGUCAGACUUUUAAGCUUCCGUUAACACCAGUCUUUGAGGGACUUGCUUUCAAAUGCAUUAAAUUGCAGUUUGGAGGAGAGGCAGCACAAGCAGAAGCUUGGGCCUGGCUUGCAGCCAAUCAGCUUUCGUCAGUCAUCACCACCAAGGAGUCCAGUGCUACAGAUGAAGCAUGGCGGUUAUUAUCAACUUACCUGGAAAGACACCAAGUCCAGAAUAACUUAUAUCACCACUGUGUGAUCAACAAGCUGUUGUCUCAUGGGGUGCCUCUGCCUAACUGGCUUAUAAACAAUUACAAGAGGGUAGAUGCCGCUGAAUUGCUCCGUCUAUACUUGAACUAUGACCUUUUAGAAGAAGCUGUAGAUUUGGUUGCAGAAUAUGUGGAUGCGGUAUUGGGCAAAGGACACCAGUACUUUGGAAUUGAGUUUCCACUUUCAGCAACAUCUCCAAUGGUGUGGCUCCCAUACUCUUCAAUUGAUCAGCUUCUCCAAGCUCUUGGAGAGAACACUGCCAACAGUCACAACAUUGCACUGUCCCAGAAAAUACUCGACAAAUUAGAGGACUACCAACAAAAAGUGGACAAGGCAACACGAGAUUUAUUGUAUCGAAGGAACUUGUGAUCCAGAUGGUUGCCUAGCCUUUGUAACCACCUGGUGCCUCUUGGGGCUUAAGACUCUACCCUCUGGGAACCCUGUACUCUAGGCCACUUGUUAUACUUGUAAAUGACGUGGACAACUGGAUAACGUUGAGGUCUUCGUUCCGCACAUGAGGAGGACAAAUCAGGAUCUGUGCUUGCUGGCGGUACUGACACAAUUUCCAGUUUUCAGCCUUGGUCUCGCAACAGGUGCUUUUGUAUGCAACUCACGGGCUCUUUUAGAGUUUCUAUUUUUUUAAACUACCAAAGACACAUUCUAUCUGCCAAUUAAAACCCACCUCCACUUUCAGAAAUUUAUGAUAGCUGUUGGGUUGUAGCUGGCCACCAAAAUAGUCACUACAAAUCCUUCCAUUCUUCCCUGUCCCUUUUUUGUACAUGAAUGGAAUUAUUUUGGUCCAAAACUGACACAUAUUUUCUGUACUGCAAACAGAGGCUAAUGAUUUCAUUAUUUAUUCUGGGGGUUUUUUAUGAUCUUCAAUAAAGUAUAAACUAAUUUGCCUAGAUUAAACCUAAAAUGAUGAUCAGAUAUCAAAAAAGGAUAUCGUGUUUUGAAUCUGGUUCUGAGGCUAAAUUUGAGAGAACUUUGAACUGAAAGAUAGUUGGAAAUCCCUAUCUGUGAAAGCAACCAAUUUGUUUCAAAGUAAAUUCUGUUUACUACUGUGAUUCAUGAUAAUCAAGCCGGACUUGAUCUAAUAAUGUGUUGGACCAAAACAGACUUUCAUGGUCAGAUUCAGAAGCACUGAUGCCCACAAAUCUGGGGGGGGAGGAGUAAAAAAAUAAAAUCUUAGACUUUAUUCUGUAUAUUAAAAUUUAUCUUUUAAGGAAAUAAUCAGUUUAUUACUUAUUUGUAUAUCCUCUUGCCUUCUGUUUUAUUCACAAAUGUUAAAUUUUUAUAGUCUCAGCACCAUAUUUACCUUGUAUAUUUUAGGGAACAAUGUUAGCUUCCCUGUGAAGCUGGUUGUGGUAAUUAUUGAGAAAAGUAGCUCUCCUUUCACUUUAGUUCUAUCAUGAUUAAGAUGAGUGAUGCGGGGGCCGAGUGGUGGUGCACCUGGCUGAGCACACAUGUUAUGAUGCUCAAGGACCCGAGUUCAAGCACCCCACUCUUCAUCUGUAGGGGGAAAGCUUUGCGAGUGAAGCAGGACUGCAGGUGUCUGUCUCUCUCCCUCUCUGUCACUACCUUCGGUUUCUCUGUGUCUAUAUCAAAUAAAUAAAGAUAAUUAAAAAAAAAAAAGUGAUGCAGGGGCUAGGUGGUGGUGCACCUGGUUGAGUGCAUGUGUUAUAAUACACAAGGACUCAGGUUCGAGCCCCUAGUCCCCACCUGUGGGGGAAAGCUUUGCAAAUGGUAAAGCAAUGCUGCAGGGCUGCAGGUGUCCCUUUCUCCCUCUCUAUCUCCACCUACCCUCUAGAUUUCUGUCUCUGUCCAAUAUAGAUUAUGUGAGGGCAGUAGAUAGCAUAAUGGUUAUGCAAAGAGACUGAUGCCUGAGGCUCCAAAGUCCCAAAUUCAACCCCCUGUACCACCAUAAGCCAGAGCUGAGCAGUGCCUCUGGUUAAAAAAAGGGGGGGUGGAGGGGGGUAGGUGGUAGCACAACGGGUUAAGCACAGAGGGCACGAAGCACAAGGACUAGCAGAAGUAUCUCGGUUCAAGACCCAAGCUCCCCACCUGCAGGGGGUGGUCACUUCACAAGUGAUGAAGCAGGUCUGCAGAUGCCUCUCUUUCCCCCUCUUUGUCUUCCCCUCUCUCAAUUUCUCUCUGCCCUAUCCAGCAAUGACAGCAAUAACUACAAUAACAAUAUACAAGGGCAGCAAAAAGGGAAAAAAGUAAAUAUAUCCUUUAGAAAGAUAUAUGUAUAAAACAACAAAGCUAACAAAAGUGAAUAAAUAUUUUUUAAAAGUUAUAUGUGUAUAAAAUAUAUUUUUUUAUUUAUAUAUAUUUUAAUUUUAGGAGGGGAAAAGGGAGGGAAAGAGACACCUUCAGCACUGCUUCACCACUCAUAAAACUUUCCCCCUGCAGGUGGGGACCAGAGCUUGAACCCUGGUCCUUGUGCACUAUAGUAUGUGCACUUAACCAGGUGCACCACUGCCUAGCCCUGAAUAUAUUUUUUUAAAAAAAGAUGAGUGAUGCAGUUAGAGACUUAGAGGCCUUGCCUGGCCAGCUCUAAACCCACGACUCCUAACUAUAGUAAAUACAUUUUGAGGGGCUAGGCGGUGGCGCACCUGGUUAAGUGCACACAUUACAGCACAAGUACCCAGGUUCAAGCCCCUUUUCCUCAGCUACAGAAGGAAAGCUUCACAAGUGGUGAAGCAGAGCUGCAGGUGUCUCCAUCUCUUUCCCUCUUAUCCCUCUCAAUGUCUCUAUCCGAUAAAUAGAACUUUAAAAAACCUCCAAAAUAGAUACUACCAUUUCUGUGUGACGUGGUGUUUACACCAGUGUCCUAAUAGUUUGAAAAAUAGCAGACCCUUUUGGCAUUUCUGUGGGACAAGAAGUAAGUUGAGAAUAGCCAUGUUUCAGAAGGUUAUCAGCAUUGCAGGUCAAAGCAGUAGUUUCCAUCAAGGCAGUUAAGGAGACGCCAUCUAGCUUUGUUUUCACAGUUUUUCCCUAGAACUUACUUACGCUGCAACCAACCAGCUCUUCUAUUCCUCUUUCUUCUACCUUCCUCAUUUUGACUCCCAACAUGAGCAGGAGGGGCCCAGAUUCUUUUAUGUGUCUUAACCACCUGGGGCCUAUGUGUGUAUAUAUAUAUAUAUAUUUUUUUUUUUUUUUUUUUUUUGGAUUAUGUUAUUUAUUGUUCUUGCCAGGACUUUGCUGCUCCAGACUACUGUAAAUAAAGACAGAGGGAGAGAAGGGAAGAUCAUAGCAAUGAAGUUUCCUCCAGUGUGGCCUCUAAGGAGGCCAGACCAGAACCUACGUAUAAAACAAGUACCCUCCCAGGUUUGCUCUCUCGCAGGCCCAGUGCUUUUUUUUUUUUUUUUUUUUUUUUUUUUUUUUUUUUUUUUUAACUAGGGCUCUGUUCAGCUCUGACUGGUAGUGGGUGUGGAGGAUAGGGGCAUUUGCUUUGGAUUGAACCUGGGACCACAAGCAUGCAAGUCUAUUCUCUGCUGAUAAUCGUUAAAGACAUUUGGCUACCUUUCCUCAUUCCUACACAGAACAAUCAACACUUUUACAAAUGGAGACUUUUUCCUUUAAGCUAAGAAAUGUACCUCACAAAAGAGUAACCUCUGACCCCAUUCAGAAUUUCUCUGGAGUGUCUUCCAAGAAUGAAUCACCCAAAAUGAUAGACUAAAAUAUUCCCACAGAGGACCUAGUGAGAGCUGUAUUGUUAUGUGGAAAACUGAGAAAUGUUAUGCAUGUACAAACUAUUGUAUUUACUGUCGAAUGUAAAACAUUAAUCCCCCAAUAAAGAAAUUAGAAAAAUAUUCCCUAUGUCAAAAAGGCUUACGUUGGGUUGGCAGGUUUUGGUAUCCUAUAUAGUAGAACUAAAACCGUCACCCAAAAUAUGCCGUUGGCUUAAGGGUUAAUUUCAUAAGAGACCCCUGAAGCCAAAAUGUAGAUUAGUUUUGAAAGAUUUGGAACAGUGGAGAGGGUGGGGCAUCAUAACCGUCCAGAGCUGCCUGUCUGACCCACAUCACUUGGGAGGUGGUGCAGGGGUUAAAGUGUUGGACUGUCAAGUGUGAGGUACUGAGUUUGACUCCCAGCACUAUAUGUGCUUUAGUAAUACUCUGGUUCUCUCAAUAAAGCAAUUUUCUUAAAAUUUA